Molecule: messenger RNA, 2722 nt
Organism: Beta vulgaris subsp. vulgaris (sugar beet)
Lineage: Eukaryota; Viridiplantae; Streptophyta; Magnoliopsida; Caryophyllales; Amaranthaceae
Product: U-box domain-containing protein 52
Biological process (GO): protein phosphorylation
Molecular function (GO): ATP binding; protein kinase activity
Source: RefSeq, a predicted model, not a curated record
AUGUGGCUUUCAAAAGAGAAUUCAGAUAAAAAGGAUACAUCAAAUCAAUUGGUAGCAGUUGCGAUAGAUAGAGAUAAAGGUAGCCAACAUGCUCUUAAAUGGGCUAUUGAUAAUCUUCUUCAAAGAGGCCAAACAGUUGUGCUUGUUCAUGUUAAAGUUAAACCUUCUUAUGGUUCUAAUCCCCAUGUUGUUAUCAAUGGUAGACAAUGGGAUCAACAAACAAAGGAUUUGUUCCUCCCCUUUCGCUGUUUUUGCACGAGGAAAGAUAUUCAAUGUCGAGAUAUUGUGCUUGAAGAUUCAGAAGUUCAGAAGGCAUUGACAGAGUUUGUUACUCAAUCAGCUGUUGAGGUGUUAAUUAUAGGUGCUGCCUCUAAAGGAAAUUUGUUUACGAGAUUUGGCAAGACAGAUAUUCCUUCAGCUGUAUCAAAAGGAGUACCAGAAUUUUGCACCGUUUAUAUAAUUUCAAAAGGAGGGAAAAUUGCAAACACUCGUUCAGCUUGUCGUCCAGCUCCACUCAAUUCUCAACUUCGAAGCCAAAUUAUGCAACAGCCAACAACUACCUCACUUUCUCCUCCUCACAGUAGAAUAGGAUCAGAAAAAACAACACCAUCUGGGUCACCGUUUAGUGGAAGUGAUGACUUGGAUUUUAAGUCACCAUUUACUCGAGGGGGGAGACAUCCACAUAUGAGAUCAUAUGGUGAUAUCUUAGGAGACACUGAUAUUUCAUUUGUAAGCUCAGGAAGACCAAGUGUUGAUCGAAUGCCACUUCCUUUAGCUAGUGAUGCUGUUCCUGAAGAAAGGAGGAGUACUAAUAACAGACUAUCAACAAGCUCAGAUAAUGAUUUUCUUUAUGAUACAUCACAUAGAAGGUCAUCUGUCGACACUCCUCUAUCAAGUCCUCCUCCUCCUAGUUCCUCUAAUAUUUCUUUUGAUGACAUGACUAAUGUCAAUUGGUCAAACACGCAAUCACAAUCAAUGGAUGAUGUAGAAGCUCACAUGAAAAGACUGCAGAUGGAGUUAAAGCAAACAAUGAAUAUGUAUAGUAAUGCUUGCAAAGAAGCACUUACAGCAAAACAAAAGGCUCUUGAGCUUCAAAGGUGGAAAGUAGAAGAGGAGCGUAAAGUGGAUGAUAAUGUUCGAUAUUCCGAGGAACCAACUCGAUCGUUCAUGGAAAAAGAGAAAGCUAAAUCGAUGGCGGCCAUGGAAGCAUCGGAUCAAGCUCAUAGAAGACUAGCUGAACUUGAGGCACAGAAAAGGGUUAGUGUAGAGAUGAAAGCAUUGAAAGAAGCAGAGGAAAAUAACAAGGAUAUGGACUCUAUAUCUUCAGCUGUAAGAUAUAGAAGGUAUACUAUUGAAGAGAUUGAAAAUGCAACAGAAUUUUUUGCUGAAGCACGUAAGAUUGGAGAAGGUGGAUAUGGUCCUGUGUUUAGAUGUCAAUUAGAUCACACAUUAGUAGCUGUUAAGGUCUUGCGUCCUGAUGCUGCUCAAGGAAGAUCUCAGUUUCAGCAAGAGGUUGAAGUGCUAAGUUGCAUUAGACACCCAAACAUGGUUCUACUAUUAGGAGCUUGCCCAGAGUAUGGAUGUCUAGUUUAUGAGUACAUGCAUAAUGGUAGUCUUGAGGAUCGCUUAUUCUGUCGAGGAGGAAGUCCACCACUCUCUUGGCAACAUAGGUUCCGCAUUGCUGCAGAAAUCGCGACAGGCCUCUUAUUCCUCCACCAGACAAAGCCAGAGCCUUUGGUGCAUCGAGACUUAAAACCGGGUAACAUCCUUCUAGAUCGCAACUUAGUUGCCAAGAUUAGUGAUGUGGGCUUAGCUAGAUUAGUCCCAUCAGUCGCUGAUGAGGUUACGCAAUAUAGGAUGACCUCUACAGCUGGUACUUUCUGCUACAUAGACCCUGAGUAUCAACAAACAGGUAUGCUAGGCGUAAAAUCGGACGUGUACUCCCUUGGUAUAAUGCUUUUGCAACUACUAACAGCAAGAUCACCAAUGGGUUUGGCUCAUCAUGUUGAAAGAGCAAUUGAAAAGGGAAGUUUUGCAGAAUUUUUGGACCCAACAGUUUCUGAUUGGCCAGUUGAAGAGGCUAUAAAGUUUGCAAAAUUGUCAUUACAAUGUGCUGAGUUGAGGAGGAGAGAUAGACCAGACCUUGGGACAAUUUUGCUGCCUGAACUUUGCAGAUUGAGAAAUAUUGCAGAGGACAGCUUGGAUGCUAUGAUGUUUGGUGGUGGUCAUAGUGGUGGAUUUGAUGCAUAUAACUCUAAAUCAUCCAACACCCAAGUAUCAGUUGGUCAUGAAGCAUUAAGUGGUCCACCUUCUCGUGAAAGUUGUAAGAGCUCAUCCUUUGGUGGAGACUAACUACAAGUUGUUAAAAGAUGUGUGUUAAAAAGACAUAGUGGAAACUUAUUGUCAUUAGUUCUUAAUAUAUGGAAUGCAAUAUGUGGUUUAAUGCAUCAAAUGGAUGACAAAGAUGAUCCACUAGAACAUGUGAUGUAUAAAUUAUAAUUCAGAAUAGUUAUAUUAUAGGAGAUAUAUACUUGGAACAACUCAUAAUGAUACAAGUCAAGUGUAUAGAAGGAAAAAAAAAAAUGUAUGUGUACAUGUUCUUUUUCCCAAGGGAGGUUAACUUGUAUUCUUUCUCCCUUUAUCGUUGCGAAAUUUGGAAAUGCAAAUUUUACAAGUUGGCAACUAUAGACCUUAUUCAUAGCCAAAACCUGCAAAUUUCAAG